AUGUUUGCGUGCUGUCGACGCGCCGACGAUGGGGGCGAACGGGGCGGGCGCGACGACGCUUUGCGGGCGCGAUUGGAAACGAAUGGGACGUUUCACGCGCCGACGGGACGGACGAUCGCGACGAACGACGUGGGUGACGCCCCGGAGACGUCGAGGGAGACAACGACGGAUGCGUACGGGUUCGCGUUGGACCCGGACGCGGUGGCGACGCGCGAGGCGACGCGAGAGCGACGGGAGGAUGAGUAUUGGACGCGCGCGCGAGGGGAGACGACGGAGCGGACGCUCAUAGAGGCGAGAGAGGCGAGAGAUCCAGCGCUGAAACGAGCGACGCGGCGAGGGGUGCCGAUGGAUUUAAGGUGUGACGCGUGGUUCGCGGCGAGCGGGGCGAGGGAGUUGAUGCGAAUGGGGCCGACGGAGGGGUAUUACGAGAAGCUGUUGUUGAUGCGCGUGGAUGAAAAGGUCGUGGACCAAAUCGAGCUCGAUUUGGCUCGGACGUUCCCGGCAAACGCGAGGUACGAACGAGACGCGAAUGGGGUGGAGGGAAAUGAUGUUCUGAGGCGGUUGCUCUACGCGUACGCGCGGCACAAUCGUAAGACGGGAUACUGUCAGGGAAUGAAUUACAUCGCGGCGUUUCUCUGGCUCGUCAUGGGCGACGAGGAAAAGGCGUUCUGGACCUUCACUGCUCUACUCGACGUCGUGCUCCCGAACGACGUGCACGCGCGAGACAUCAAGGGCACGAUAUCGCAGUAUAAAAUAUUGCAUAAGCUCCUGGAUGUGAACGCUCCAAAGGUGGCGAAGCACCUGAAGGAGCUCGACGUCGACUUGGUCAUGAUUGCGAGUAAGUGGUUGCUCUGCCUUUUUGUCGAAUCUUUCCCCGCAACAACCGCCGCGAGAGUUCUCGAUUGCAUCACCUACGAGGGUGAGAAGGUGUGGUUCCGAGUCGCGAUCGCGAUGAUGAAGAUGUACGAGGCCGAGAUUUUAUCGUGCAUGUCGCUUCCGGAUGUCAUGUUGUGCCUCAAGCACGCAUACGCCAAUCAAACGGACGCCGAUGCGUUAUUAACGUUCGCGUUCGAGCGCGUGUCGCUGGCGAACAAAACCAUAGCCAAUUAUCGCAGGAUCGUCGAGCAGAAAAUGUACGACGAGGACCUCGCGAGAACGACUAGAAACCCAUAG
Ostreococcus tauri is the source of this 1173-nucleotide messenger RNA. Its product is annotated as Rab-GTPase-TBC domain. The transcript has a single exon. NCBI's taxonomy places the organism in Eukaryota, Viridiplantae, Chlorophyta, Mamiellophyceae, Mamiellales, Bathycoccaceae. The record is from RefSeq and is a predicted model, not a curated record. Bases 1 to 1173 code for a protein of 390 amino acids.